This is a messenger RNA of Dentiscutata heterogama, 570 nucleotides long. The record is from the annotation of a GenBank genome assembly. NCBI's taxonomy places the organism in Eukaryota, Fungi, Glomeromycota, Glomeromycetes, Diversisporales, Gigasporaceae.
AAUGACUUUGAAUAUAUAGUAACACAUGAAUUCAUUCAUGGACUAGGUUUCGGGUCAAGUUGGAGAAAUUAUUUUAGCGCUAGCAUAUUAACUCCAUUGCCAGUCGACAAUGGAGCGAAUUUUGCAGGAUUUAUGGAAACAAAAUUUGAUAGAUACAUGUUCGUUAAAAUGAAUGGCACAUUUGUACCGAUGACUUCACUCACUAAACAGCUUAAUAAUUUUUUUUCGAAAAAAAAAGUUUCAAGUAAUAUAGAUACGUCAAAUCAGUUCGCAAAUUCACCACAAUUUGCACUUGCACAACAAUUAUUCACUGCUGCAUCUACACCGUCUUCAAUGAAUUUUGUAACUAAUUCGAAUGAUCAAAUUUCAUUAGAAACUAGUCUAAAUCCUUUUCAAGAAGGAUCAAGUGUUAGUCAUGUAGAUAAAUCUUUUACGCAAAAUGGUGAUUUUUUAAUGACAUUUGCGGCGAAAGAUGGUGUUACUCUAGAUGAUAUUGCACAAAAGAACGGAGUUUCUAAUAGUGCCGGUAUUGGUCCUAAAACUCUUAAAGCUCUGGAAACUUUGGGGUAA